AAAGCCCGCCCCGGGCGCCCCCUGCGCUCCUCCCCGCCUGCGGUUCCCUCGGGCGAGCGCGGCUCCCGCCCGGAGGCGCCGGCACCCAGCGCAGGCUCUCCCGCGCCCUGUCCCCUCCUGUCCCCUCCCCGGCCAUGGAGCCCCGGGCGCUCCUUCUGCUCCUGUCGCCGGUGCUGGCCGCGCUGGGGAGCCUGGGGGGCUCCGGGAUCGAUGAAGUAAAGUGUAACACAACGAGGCAAGCUGCAUGUGGUGAAAGGUGCAUUCCUGUGGCCUGGCUCUGCAAUGGAGAGCAAGAGUGCCCUGAUGGGACUGACGAGCAGUGUGAGGAAAUAUGUCAUGGACACCCACAGGCCUGGCAGUGUGAUGAUGGGAAGUGUAUUUCUGUUAGCUGGCUUUGUGAUGGUGUUGGUGACUGCUUAGAUGGCUCUGACGAGGUUAACUGUGAGAGAUUGACAGUGUGUCCGGCCCAAAAAAUCCAGUGUCCAGGAAAUUCUCAGUGUCGUGAUGCCUGGGAGCUCUGUGAUGUCCAUGAGGACUGUGAUGGGUUUGACGAAGUGCACUGCCCCCGGAAGCAUUGCCUGGCUAGGCAGUGGCAGUGCAGGAACAGGGUGUGUGUCAUGGACAGCUGGAAGUGCAAUGGCAUCGACGACUGUGGUGACUCCUCAGAUGAGGACAUCUGUGAUUCCUGUCCAGAAGGCAUGGUUAGAUGUGAUGAAGGGAAAUGCAUCUUAGAAUCCCUAAUGUGUGAUGGGGAAGCAGACUGCACAGAUGGCACCGAUGAACCUACCACAUGUGGUAAAAACUGCUCUCUGGCCAACGGGGGCUGUGAGGGGCAGUGCAGUGACACAAGCUGGGGUGUCCAGUGUUCGUGUGGGACUGGAUGGCAAUUACAGCUGGAUCGUCAGAGCUGUGGAGAUGUAGACGAGUGCUCUAUGGCCUACAGUCCUUGUGGUCAGCUGUGUCAUAAUACACCAGGCUCUUACUCCUGUGAGUGUAUUCAAGGUCACCAGCUCUUCAAUGGCACCGACUGUCGAGUUAUGGAUGAUGCUGUUAAAAUUCUUAUCGCAGCAGAUCAAGAGCUUGGUGUCCUGCAUCGAAGAACAGGCAAUUAUGAGACUCUGAUACCUAUAAAAUCAAGGCCGACUUCUGUUGCAUAUGAUCUUGAGAGAAGCAUGUAUUUCUGGGUGGAUGAAGUCUUAAAUGUGUUUGUCCUUGGGAAGCCAAACUCCAUUCCCCUCUAUCCAGAACUUAAAACAGUGAACAGUAUCUCUUUGGACUGGUUCACGGGACAGUUGUAUUGGGCUAGCAGCUUCGCAAGGGUCAUCUAUGCUGGUUUAAGUGAUGGUAGAGGCUACGUCAAAAUCUUGGAAAAGGAUCUGGUGCCAGAGCAGCUGAUAGUGUUUCCUGAAAAGAAGUACUUGUACUGGGUAAAUCGAGGUGAGAAAGGCAUGCGGACUAUUGAAACUGCAGGGAUGGACGGCUCUGAUAGGAAGGUGCUUGCGGUUGUGAACAUGGAGGAACCUGUGGGACUGACACUUGACCGUGUGAUUGGCAGGCUCUACUGGAUCAGUAAAUUUAAAGAGUCCAUAGAGACGGUAAACGUGGAUGGCAGCGGGAGGCACACCUUUCCUGAGGUCUUCUUGGAAGGUGAAGAUCCAGUAGGACUAGCUGUAUUUGAGAACUCUUUCUUCUGGGCAAAUAAAAUACAGCUGUUUCGUACUUCACCCCACACCCCAAAGAAGAGAGAGGUGCUGCUAAAUGCCUCCGUAUCUGCUUUCUCAGUCCUCCACAAAUCCCAGCAGCCUAAGAGCAGAUACCCAGCAUGCGUUCCAGGUUCUUGUAGCCACUUGUGUCUCCUGUCUCCCGUCCAUCCCAAGGGCUAUAAGUGUGUUUGUCCAGAGGGAAUGUUUCUUUUACCUUCUGGUACAUGUAAUGAGUUGAAACUUGUAUUUUCUUCUGGCAAACAUCUCUACUUGUUGAAAGUUGGUUUUAUGGGAACUGCUAUAGAAAAAACUCUAGUUCAAGAGCAUCCUAGGAACAUCUAUUUACUAGAUAUUGACUGGAAAAGAAACCUUGUCUACUGGACAAAUGCCAAGGGACAGCUGUUCUGCUCAACUGGCUAUUCAGGAGAAAAGCAAGAGAUUUGGACAGAGCAUAGAGUCUGUUCAGCAAGUGUGGACAUAUCAACUGGGGACUUGUACUGGCUGCCCUGUGACAGAAGUGCUAUUCAGAAGACUAGAAUCACUGGCCCAGACACACAUACCCUCUACAGAACGGGCAGCAUUAUACUGCAUCUUCUUCUUGAUUGGCCAAAGAGGGUGCUCUACUGGGUAGAAAGUGAGAAGCACUUGCAAAGUAUGACCCUUGAUGGCAAAAACAGACAGGAAGUCUGGAGAGGCACCUGGACGGCGGAAACCCACAUGGCCUUAGACCUCGGCUCAUCUAGCAUCCUCUGGACCACCAAAGAGUUAGGGUUGCAAAGUCUGAGUCUCCUAAAAAAUAGAACCUACAGUUUGAACAAGACCUGGAGUGAUGGUAUCAUAGUCGCCCACGAGCCCUACCUGGUGACCGUGAACAGAGCAGCUCUUGUGCUGUGGAACAGAAGGAUGCUGGAGCCCCUCUCGGUGUCAAAAGAGCCAUUCAUAAGGAAAAUCAUCAUCCUGGCAGAGAACCAGGAGGUUCCAGAUCCUGAGGUUGAAGGAGCAGCCACAGCCACUCCUCCUACUCUUCCUCCACCACCCCCUCUCCUGUGCACCCGAUCCUCUGUCCCCUGUCGGGAUGGGAAGGAAUGCAUUUCCCGGGAGAACCUCUGCAAUGGCGAGCGGGACUGUCAGGAUGGCUCGGAUGAAGAGAACUGUUCCCAGUUCUGCAACAAACCAGGGAUCUUCCAGUGUCUGGAUGGAAACAAGUGCAUCGAGGAGAAAUACCACUGUGAUGGGGCCUGGCAGUGCUUAGAUGGGUCCGAUGAGUUGGACUGCUGGAAGCCCAGUGAGGAUUGUUCUCUGCGUUGUGACAACAAGACCCGCUGUAUCCCUAAGAGCUGGCUGUGUGAUGGCAAUUCAGACUGUUUUGACAAAAAAGAUGAACAGGGAUGUAUCCAUGAAAAAUGCAGCACAUCUGAAUUUAGAUGUGGGAAUGGCCAGUGCAUAUCUUACUCUCUGCGUUGUGAUGGGAGCCGUGACUGCCUGGACCACUCGGAUGAAGAAGGCUGUCUUGCUGCCUGGCCCCUGCGGUGCCCCUCAGGGGAGGUGAAGUGCCCGAGGAGUGGAGAAUGUGUGCUGGCAGAGUGGAUAUGUGACCAUGACUUAGACUGCAAAGAUGGAACCGAUGAGAAGGACUGUGACCCUGAGGAGCUUCGGUGUGGCUCCAGGCAGUGGUCCUGUGCCAGCGGAGGCCAGUGCGUGCCUGACUCGUGGCUCUGUGAUGGGCAGCGUGACUGCAGGGACGGCAGUGACGAGGCUGGGUGCUCCCCAGAGAAGUGCCCGAGUUCUGAGUUCCAGUGUCGCUCCUCUGCCUGCCUCAACCUCAGUCUGGUGUGCAACGGGAAGGAGGACUGUGCCGACGGCUCAGAUGAAGGUGGAAAGUGCUCGUCAUCAGUGUGCAGCCAAGCAGAGUGUUCCCACACCUGCUACCAGUCCCCACACGGGCCUGUAUGUGCUUGUGAGCAGGGCUUUGAGCUGAGCAGCAGUGGCCGAAUCUGCAAGGACGUAGAUGAGUGCCAGAAGUCGGGUGGUUGGUCGUGCAGUCAGACCUGUGUCAAUACCGAGGGCUCCUACAGCUGUACCUGUCGUCCUGGCUACUCGCUGGAGCCUGACGGCCACACCUGUAAAGCAGCAGGUACUGAACCAAUCCUGCUUGUGGCAGUACAGUUUAACCUGCUCCUCUAUGGACUGAGGAGCUUGAAAGAAGAUAUUCUGGCAGCUACAGACAAGAAUCUGAUUAUUUUCUCUAUCGACUAUGACUUAGUGGAGCAGAAAGUCUUCUGGACAGAUCUUGGUGCGGAAAGUAUUAAGUGGAUCAGCAUGGACACAAAGAAGAAAGGGACUGUAGUGAAAGGGAUAAAGUCAGACUGUAUAGUGGUUGACUGGAUUGGAAGGAAUCUCUACUGGGUGGAUGGGAUAGCUGGCCGGAUUUUGGCAAUUCAGUUGACUGCUGUUUGGAGAGGAAAAUCUGAGCACACGGUUGUCCUAGAUGAUGACUUGAAUCAACCACGGUCUUUGGCUUUAGAUCCCCUAAAUGGGUUAAUGUACUGGUCUGAAAUUGGAGGAGAACCUCAAAUAGAACAAGCCGGAAUGGAUGGCAGCAACAGAAAAAUACUCAUCAAUCAAGGUCUUGGCUGGCCAACUAGCAUAGCUCUUGACCAGUUGAGUUGGAAGAUAUUCUGGGCUGAUGACAAAUUUCACUGUAUUGGCUCUGCCAAUCUAGAUGGUACUGGUAUUAGCAUGUUGCAGCUAACACAAAUCAAGAGCCCCUUUUCAGUCGCUGUGUUUGAAGAUGAAGUCUUCUGGUCUGAAAUGAAGACAAGAACAGUACAGCGCAUGAAGAAGACGACAGGCAAGAACAGGGCUGUCCUCAUCAAGCGUUUUGAACAGCCUUAUGGACUCAAGAUAAUACACGAUGUGCUACAGCCCAGGUCUUCUAAUCCUUGUCUGGACACUGGAUGUUCUCAUCUGUGCCUUCUGAGCCCACGAUCCAAGGGGAGCUGUCAUUGCCCAGUUGGACUUCUGCUUGCAGAUGAUGGCAUCAACUGUCUUCCACUUGAGGAGUCUACAUUUCUCUUCCUUGUGUUGCCCACAGUUAUCAUACAGAUUUAUCUGAAAAAUCUAGAAGCUACACUAGGACAAGCAACUUUACCAGUACAUAGGAUACUUCCCUUUACCAAUGUGAACCAGCUUGCCUCAAUGGACUACCUUGUCCAGGAAAAGGCUCUCUACCUUUCAGAGUUGAAUAAUGGUGAUAUCAGACUACUGAGGCUCAAAGAAUCUGGAAAGCUCUCUUGGAGGAAAAUCAUAUCUGUGGAAGGGACAGUGAUCGACCUUGCUGUGGACUGGUUGAGUGGAAACAUAUAUUGGAUUGACAGUGAGAAUCCUCACAUCAAUGUAGCUUCCCCAAAAGGCCAGUACUCCACUGGCCUGUUCAGCGAAAAUCUUUACGGCCCAACCUCUGUUGUGCUCCACCCGCCUGCCGCGAUCAUGUGCUUUGUGGACCGGGGUUCCCAGGAUGACGGUAAGCGUGGCUCCAGCAUUGAAUGUGCCUCCAUGGAUGGCAGCAGGAGGAAGGUGCUGUGGCAGAAAUCCCAGGUCCCUGUGGGCCUGACCUUUUCGGAUUCAGGGACCCGAGUGUACUGGGCUGAUACUGGGAGAGGACUCAUAGAAAGUAUUCAACAAGAUGGCUCUAGAUACAGAGUAGACCGCAGAGGCAUUCAGGGCCUUAACCUCUUUACGUACGGCCAAAGCAUGAUGUUCUGGACAACAAUUGAUGAUGACCAAAUCACUAAAGUUUGGUACAGCAAGGCAGAACUUUCAGAAAACUGGUGUUUCCAGGUAGACCAGAAGAUUGUGGAUUUAAAAGUGUAUAGUACACUUAAUCAACAGGGUAGUCACAGCUGCUCAAAAGACAAUGGAGGAUGUAGCCAUAUUUGUUUACCAAACCCUGAAGGACGGACUUGUAAAUGUCCUGGUGGAUACUACUUGGCUGACACAAACAAAUGUCUUGAAGCUGCCCGAUGCUCUGCACCAUUACAGUCCUGUAAGGAUGGUCAGAAAUGCAUUCCCAUGGAGCAAGUGUGUGAUGGUCGUGCAGACUGUCUGGAUGGAUCUGACGAAAUGGGCUGUACCUAUCCAGAUAAAACCCAUUCAACACCAACACCUGAAAAGCCAGAGGCUGGAAAAAUGUUGACUCCAAAAGCUGCUCAACCUCUCCAGGCCACCAAGUCCACCGAGGCUAGCUAUCUGGAUCCAGAAGGGAUGAAUUAUCCUGUCAGGAAAACACUGAUCCCUCCGAUUCCUGCUAGAGAAAGCAAGACCUCAGAAACCAAGGAAAGAGGGGAGUCUGUUCAGCCCCAGGACUCACAGAGGGCAAAACAUCGGCCCUGUAGCAGCGAUUUCUGUAAUGGGAGGGGAAUCUGUACAAUGGAAGGAGAGCUGAGAAAAUGCAGCUGUCUGAUGGAAUAUGGUGGAGAGUUCUGUGAAGAGGCAGUGCAUGGACCUUCUCCUGGCUACAUCGCCCUCAGCUUAAUCAUUGCUUUAUCAGUUGUUCUGGCAGCUCUGGCAGCAUAUGUAUAUUUCAGAAGAGAACAUGAAUUAAAAAGAAACCGUACCACAUCAUCAAGAAAUUCGAACUGCUAUAAAGAAAAUGACCCAGAAGAAGUGAAUCUAAUGAAUAGUGAGACUUUUGUCAAUGAAGCCUAUGAUGAACAGGUAUGCCUAGGAAGUGUCUUUGAGGAAAACAGAUUGUGAGAUAACAGUUAAAGAACGCCCCUUCUGGAAAAUCCUAGCUGGGUAAAAGUAGGCAGUGUUAACCUCAAGAUAUUUUUGUUAUUGGUGAGUGAUGCUAUUAUGUGUAUCAAAUGAAUACUCAGUAACUUUUUUGUCUUUAGACGCUGUUCAGUCUUUUGUUGUUCAAACCAAAGUGACACGUGCAUGAAAUAGUAAUCAAGAAAUUCAGCUUUUGGUGGCCUUCCACAGGGGGCUCAAUCCUACCUUGAGGUGGGAUGUUAUUAGGGUUAGUUGGAGUCACCCCUAAAAUUUACAUCCCCCUGUAAUCUCUGCUAACUUCUGCAUAGCUCAGCCCUCUCCGUGUUUUUGCUUUGUUUUAAUGUAGUCCGUGUUCUCUAACUUCACGUCUCUCUUCUUACAGGAAUUGUUAACCUCUUUACAGACUGACUAACCUGGUAAAAAAGGAGCUGAAAUAUCUCAAUAAAAAUUGUUUAUACAUUUCAUGACGUACUGUUUCAACUUCUGUAACAGUUUGUGGUAAAUGGUUACUUAUUAAAAUAACGGC
Diceros bicornis minor is the source of this 7002-nucleotide messenger RNA. Its product is annotated as prolow-density lipoprotein receptor-related protein 1-like. Lineage: Eukaryota; Metazoa; Chordata; Mammalia; Perissodactyla; Rhinocerotidae. The record is from RefSeq and is a predicted model, not a curated record. The transcript is spliced from 32 exons. Gene Ontology annotation, molecular function: protein binding; calcium ion binding. The coding region runs from base 135 to 6458 and encodes 2107 amino acids.